Molecule: messenger RNA, 2860 nt
Organism: Acipenser ruthenus (sterlet)
Lineage: Eukaryota; Metazoa; Chordata; Actinopteri; Acipenseriformes; Acipenseridae
Product: zinc finger protein 883-like
Exons: 3
Coding region: 911-2317 (468 amino acids)
Biological process (GO): regulation of transcription by RNA polymerase II
Molecular function (GO): DNA-binding transcription factor activity; RNA polymerase II cis-regulatory region sequence-specific DNA binding
Source: RefSeq, a predicted model, not a curated record
GUCGCUAUUUUUUUCUGUUUGUUAAAAUUCAAUCGGCCAUAUUAUUCUGCAAAUACAAUCGCAUCAUCAUCUCGUUGCUCUAUCGAUAAAUUAGCUAUUCGUUCAUUAAGAUCUGAUCAGAAGCAGCUGAUCAGUGUGACUUGUUUGCUGCACCCAAGCAAUUCCACCACAGCAGGAUUAAUCUCAGCAAAGGCGGAGCUCAUUUAUACGCGAAUUACUUUCAAUUUAGGGGGGAUUUUGAAAUCCCGGUCUGUCUCAAAGCGUCCGGUUAAUCUGGAGCCAUAUGGUAACCCUAAAUAAAAGCAUGGGGUAGAAAUAGCAGAGGUUACUGUCUGGAAGUUAACUCGUAAAGAGAGACCUUUCUGCGACCCUGUGCUGUGUUUACCAAAAACAAGUUCACACACACUGACCCUCCAAGACUAAGAGAAAGCUAUGAAACUGCGAGCAUGCCUGCGCCAUUGUGGAUCUGUUUGUGACAACGGCGCUUGAAUUAACCUAACAUACUUCUAAAAACAUUAUCAGGGUAUGCCUUUAGUGUUUGAACGUCUCGUACAGAAGAAGAGGACGCGAAAAGACGAUAUUAAUUCAAAAAACACUGAUUAUAUAUCAGUGAAAAAACUCGCUGCUGCCUUCAGACACAGCUUCCCGUUUGAUCAAUUUUGGUCUAUACCAACUCCGGCAGGGGCGCCGGGGUUAACUGAAUUCAAAUAGAAAGAGCUACAAACAGCUCGUUUACAAAAUUGAAAGUCUUAUUCGUUUUUAAUUAAAGGAUCCCCGGUAUCACAAUUCCCUUUGCGGUCCAUAUUAGACCGCACUGAACGGUUUGUAUUUUGCGAUUGGUGCGUUCCUCGUUGCGCAGCGCCUCCUCCAUUCCGUGGAAGACACAGAGAGGAGAAUCCUGUGUGCUGCCAUGGACAGUGUGGAGAUGGAAUCUGCCCAGAUUAAAGAGGAGUUCCCUGAAUUUGAACUUGACCCCUUUAGAGCGGAGAUCUCUGGGCUGGCUUCCCUCCCCAUUAAACAGGAGCUCUGUGAGGUGCAAUGUGACAGCAGCCAGCUACAGGUCUCUGAGAUUAAAGCUGAGCACAAUGAAUUGGAGAUCCCACAGACGGAAGAACCCCUUCCUGUGAAACAAGAAGAGGUGCUGGAAAGUGUCCAUAUUAAACAGGAGCCCCCUGAAGUAGAGUUUGACCACAUGGAACCAGUGAAGGAAGAAUCCGAGGACUUCAAACCAAACAUCCCAGAGCUGGAGCCUGUGCGCCAGCAGGAGUGUAGCGUGGUGCGGGAGAGAGUCUGCGUGAGAGAGCAAGGCGCUGGAGAGGAAGACUGGUGGUCAUAUUCAGAAUGCAGUCUAGCAGGUUCCAGUCCAGCAGCUAAAGCGAGGGCAGACGGUGGAGAAUAUACUGACUGUGGGAAAGGUUUCGCCCAGUUAGGGCAUUUAAACAAAACCCAGCGAACUCACACAGGAGAGAAACCGUAUCGCUGCUCUGACUGUGGGAAGAGUUUCAGUCAGUUAGGAAGCCUAAAAGAACACCAGCGAAUUCACACAGGAGAGAGACCGUAUCACUGCUCUGACUGUGGGAAGAGUUUCAGUCGGUCAGACAGCCUUGUUUUACACCAGCGAACUCACACAGGAGAGAAACCGUAUCACUGCUCUGAUUGUGGGAAGAGUUUCAGUCAGUUUGGAAGCCUAAAAGAACACCAGCGAAUUCACACAGGAGAGAAACCGUAUCACUGCUCUGACUGUGGGAAGAGUUUCAGUCGGUCAGACAGCCUUGUUUUACACCAGCGAACACACACAGGAGAGAAACCGUAUCACUGUUCUGACUGUGGGAAGAGUUUCAGUCGGUUAUAUGGCCUUGUUUCACACCAGCGAACUCACACAGGAGAGAAACCGUAUCGCUGCUCUGACUGUGGGAAGAGUUUCAGACAGUUAGGAAGCCUAAAAGAACACCAGCGAAUUCACACAGGAGAGAAACCGUUUCACUGCUCUGACUGUGGGAAGAGUUUCAGUCAGUUGGGAAGCCUAAAAGGACACCAGCGAACGCACACAGGAGAGAAACCGUAUCGCUGCUCUGACUGUGGGAAGAGUUUCAGUCAUUCAGGAACCCUGAAAGAACACCAGCGAACUCACACAGGAGAGAAACCGUAUCACUGCUGUUACUGUGGGAAAAGUUUCAGUUACUCAGGAACCCUGAAAACACACCAGCGAACUCACGCAGGAGAGAAACUGUAUCACUGCUCUGACUGUGGGAAGAGUUUCAGUCUUAAACGAGCCCUUCAAAAACACCAGCGAACUCACAGAGGAGAGAAACCGUAAAGACUGUUCAAUGGGACUUCUCACUCAAACCUUGCAUUAUGAAUCCCUGUGUAAUUACUGUUUUGUGUAUCACUCUUAAGAGCGUGCAUUUUAAAUUGUAAAAAUGCAAAUCAACACUCUUGCACUCUGUCAAAGUGGGCGGUGAUGUAGACACAAGAGGCUUCUCUGCUGUCAGUUUAACUCUGGAUGUCAAUGCAGUCAGUGCCUGGGAGCGGGACUAUGCUGAAAGGAAACUAUUCUGCCAAUAACACAAAAAUCAAAGCAAAGGUUUAAUUUUAUUUCAUGCUGCAAUAGUGAGGUUUUUCUUGUUUACAUCUGUUGAGUUUUGAAGCUAAGGUUUCUUGUGAACCGCUGUUUAGAGGAUAUCUUUAAACAAAAAGUGAUUUCCUAUUAUCCCUGACAUGAGGGUGGUUAACCAGUCCCUGUAAUAGACAACCCCACGUUACACAGGUAUUAACAUCGUUAGAGUUCAUUUUCAUGUGUUGAAUGAUAUUUUGCAUCAGCUCCUAUUCUACCUUUAAAUAAAUUUGAGUCAGAUGAUAA